Messenger RNA from Melampsora larici-populina 98AG31, 234 nucleotides. RefSeq lists its product as uncharacterized. The transcript has a single exon. The coding region runs from base 1 to 234 and encodes 77 amino acids. Lineage: Eukaryota; Fungi; Basidiomycota; Pucciniomycetes; Pucciniales; Melampsoraceae. The record is from RefSeq and is a predicted model, not a curated record.
AUGAAUCUCAGCAUCAUUGCCACCAUCUUUGUGAUCUUUGUAUCAGUCAAUCAAUCUUUUGGUGCCAUGAUCAAGAAUUCCAAGAGCGAAAAAGGAAUCAUAUCAGCUGAUGAAGCAUUGGUUAAUGUUGACGUAGAUAUGAGUUGUUCUGAGAUGGAGUGUCAGACUUGGUGUCAAUCAAACAACCCUAUACCCAAAACUUGCAACUGUGGCUCUCAGAUUGUUAAGAGAUGA